AUGUCGACUCUUCCCCGCGACACCAAAUACGGCCGCCUGGUAGGCACCGAUCGCGCCGGCAACAAAUUCUUUGAAAACAUGGAAGAAUUACCCCUCCGCACGCGCUGGGUCGAAUACGCCAAGCACGACUACGACGCCGCCCAGAUCGAACCUGGCUGGCACGCAUGGAUCUCGUACUCUGUGGACAAGCCGCCCACCGAGGAUGCGUUGAUCGCUACAGGCUUGAGGAAGUUCGAGAAGCCGUAUCCCAUCCCAAAUUAUACUCAGACUAGGGGCGCGUUCAAGACGUACAGCACGACCAAGCCCAAGAUUUCAGCAUGGGAGCCCGUUGCUGCGCAGAGGACGUGA
Messenger RNA from Metarhizium acridum CQMa 102, 348 nucleotides. Lineage: Eukaryota; Fungi; Ascomycota; Sordariomycetes; Hypocreales; Clavicipitaceae. The record is from RefSeq and is a predicted model, not a curated record.